AUGGAGGCAGCACAGACUAGUGCAAACCAACAAACACAGGGCAGUAGUAACCCAGCUGUUACAGCUCAGUUUAUUAUGCCAUGGUUUAUGGGGGCAGCUUGGAUCCCAAAAUUUAAUGGGGAUAAAACAAAGUUUGAAGAAUGGAGGGGUCAGGUGGAGGCCAUGCUGAGGGCCCAAGGACUAAACCCACUACAGCAGGCAGACUUCCUUUCGGGGGCUUUAGAGGGAGAGGCCAAGCGGGAGUUACAGCUUGUGGAACCUGGAAAUAAGAACACUGGAGAGAAAGUAUUAGACAUAUUGCAAAAACUAUGGCGGGAACGAGACGCUGGUGGCACCGAAGAGGGUGAUGACCUCCUACUUGACCAGCUGAUGGUAGGCUUGUGCGCUGGGCCUGUUAAACAAGAGUUGAGCAGACAGAUGCGGCGGGAUGCACGUAUGACGUUUGCGGCGGCCUGUAAAGAAGCACGGGCCUUGGAGCAUGAGCUACAGGAAGGAGACGAUGCCAUCCUCUCCCAGAGGAUUACAGCCCCGACUCAAGACACUACAGCUGACCUGGAGCUGCUAAAGACUCAAAUACGGGCAGAAUUACAACAGGGACUGAUGGGAGAAGUGAAGGACUGGGCAUGUACAACGCCGUUGUCCUCAAAGACCAUCUGGGCGGCGGGAUUUUUAAGUCCCCCUACAGCUGCGGGCCAAGUAGUGGGGGCAGUCACACAGCAUGAAGAGCCCAUACGACCACACCAGUCUGCCUUGAUAGAAUCCCUGCCUGACAGCGGCCAAGAAUGGUGUGUGGCUCGCAUUGUGACCACGCUGCAAGGCGGACGAGUGCCCUGUCGUCUAUGCAACCCCAACCCUUAUCCUGUGGAGGUUCCUCAGCGUCAGCCCCUGGCCGCAGUGACGGAAGUGACCCCAACUGACAUCCAAGGUGAACGAGAGCUCGUCAUCCACAGCGUGGCAACCGAUGUCGUUGAAGUUGAGCGUCAAGUGACCUACCUUGGACAUGUCAUCAGUGAACAGGGUGUAGCCACCGAUCCAGCUAAGACUGCAGCAGUGAAAGAUUGGCCAAUCCCCCACACUGUAAAGCAGAAUGACCAGGUGCCAGAUGAACCGAGACCGGCGACGAUUGUCCAAACAAAUGCCUUACCCCCUCCAACCUGGUGGCUACCGAGAUUGUUGGUAGGUGCCGAUCAACAGCCACUUAUGAAUGUAGGGGGGCCAGCCCCGGCUCAUCCACCUGACCCUCCAGUGGGACCUGAGUCCUUGCUUGGUGAGUUGAAUCAGCCCAGUGUACGUCGCUCCCAGCGAGCUAAUCAGGGAGUACCACCAGUUAGGUACCGUGCUGAGUAGGUGGUCGGGACGACCUCCAUUAAAGAGGGGGGGAAUGUCAAAAGUAGAACACUUGCUGUGUUGUUAUGACUCAUUGAUCCAAAUGGUUUGCUGUUUAUUUUGUGUGCGGUGUAUAUUUAGUGAUUCAUUGGGUUUGGGUGUAUACUGUGUGCAGUGAAGUUUGCUGUGUUUAUGUCAAUACUAUUUGCUGUGGAUUGUUGUGACACUGUGUGCUUGAACUAUGGGUCCGUGAUUGCAUAGCGAUCAGCUGAUUAUUACAGCCAGCUGACUACCCCCUCUGCGUAGCGCUUACUGCACGUGAGACUUGUUUGACUGCUAAUUGAUGACCAGGUGGGGACGUGACAUGAGAGUUUGAUCAGAGACACGGAGGCAGGAGGAGAAAAAGGAAACACACAGGCAGCACGCGACAGGAAGAAGAGAGCUGGAGUGGGGUGCCGCGUUUGGAGAACGGGACCUGAGGCCUGAUUCCACGCAUUUUAAAGCUAAGUAAAGGAAAGUCCGUCUGCCGAUAGCGAAGUGAGAGUGGGAUAUGAGUUAUCUGCUUGCGACUUAGGAGCUCUCCCUCUCUUCUAGUGUGUGGCUGUAACCUGCGCAGUGAGCCUGCCUGCAACCGCAAGACAACGUGACACCAACGGCCGGAUGAGUUUGGUUCAACACUCACUAAAAGCUAAGUAAAGGAAAGUUGGUUUACCUGCGUGCGUGUGUGUACAUAAUAAUUGUCUACUGGGGUGCGACGGAGACUGAGAGCCUCUUUUUGUUGUCCUUAGAGUGUCAGAGUGACUGGGGCCUGCUUGUAAAAGUAAGACGACGUGGCGCCGGCUGUCAUAUGUGGAGUUUCACCCUACGUUCGCUAUUGACUGUUUCGGAAUGACUGGAGCCUGCCUGCAAUAACCUGCCUGCCGAACUAAAUGGACUUGACACCAUAUGCCUAAUUUCCCUAUUGAACUCUGGGAGUUUUAUCUUUAGCCCUGUGCUAUUGGACUGAAUGUUUUAUGGACUCUUUUGUGAUAUAAUGUGCAUAUUUUAUGGGGUGUGUGUUGUGUACGUUUAAUAAAGUGUUAAACGGUCUUUCCAUUCUCCAACAGUGGAA
This is a messenger RNA of Alosa sapidissima (American shad), 2437 nucleotides long. RefSeq lists its product as uncharacterized. The transcript is spliced from 6 exons. NCBI's taxonomy places the organism in Eukaryota, Metazoa, Chordata, Actinopteri, Clupeiformes, Clupeidae. Bases 1 to 1347 code for a protein of 448 amino acids. The record is from RefSeq and is a predicted model, not a curated record.